AUGCUGAACAAAUUCGAUGCCUCGCGAAUCUGUGGUCGUUCACCUUGGCCGGACUCUCUCCGUUUGCUGGAGGAGUUGAAGAUUGCGAGACUACAAGCAGAUGUUGUGGUAUUGGGUGCUUGCAUCAAUGCGUGUAAGAAGCGAAGUUCUUGGAGUUGGGCCUUGGAACUCCUGACCUGUACCCAUUUGGCCAAUGGGGCUGGGGCCUCGCGCAUUUGCUGCAAUGCAGUAAUCUCGAGUCUGCGGUUGCGAUGGCAGCUAGGCUGGAGCUUCCUGGAGCAGAUGGUACAGUCAGCGACGUCGCCCAACGAGAUCAGCUUCAACGCCCUGGGCUCCGCACAGAUCGCACCCUGGCGUGGCGUCCUGGGAUUGCUGCGGGGCAUGCGGAGGUGGGGACGACCGGAUGAGAUCAGCUUCGAUACAGUGGCGACUUGCUUGGCAUCCGCCCACGCCUGGAGUCGAGCGCUGCAGCUGUCCAGCAAAGCUGAGACCGUGGGGCAGGAAACUCCCAGCUGGAAACAGGCCCAUCAUCUCAUGGGAACACUGGGUCGUGAAGCAGAUAGCCUUGCUUUCAAUGCGAGCCUCAAAGCUAUGGCGGCAGCUGUGGCAUGGGGUAUGGUCGUUCGGUGCUUCAGCAGCAUGACUCAGAAGAGAGUAGUUCUGGACUGGAGAUCUCGCAUGCCUAUCUUGAGCUCAUGCAGCCGUGCCCUGAUGUGGGCAAGAAGCUACGAUUUUUUGCGGCAGCAGCAGCUAAUCAAGAUCCGGCCAGAUGAGAUGGCCAUCUGUGCAGCGAUGAAUGGCAGUACCAAGGCUCAGUGCUGGAUCCAAAGCUUGCAGUUUGGCCCAGCUGUGGAUGACUUGGAUGACUUGAGCCUUGCUGCUGUCUGUGGCGGUGAUGUGUGGCGGGCGGCCAUUCAGAAACAGCUCGGCUGGGCGAGCACCAUAGCAACCAUGAUGACUUGUGACUCUUGGGAUUCUGCCCUUUCUCUACUUCAGCUCACCAAAGACCAGCGCUUGGCAGUUGGUCCUGGAUCACUUGGUGCGGCAGCCACGGCAGUAAGCGUUACAGCUAAAGAUGCUGACUGGCAAGUGGCCUUUCUCACAUUGUCCCUGAUGAUCUCAAAAGAACUCGGCAUUAAUGAUGUCAGCUUUGGCAGUGCCAUUUCCUCAUUGCGCAAUGCUCGACUUUGGAUCACAGCCCUGCAGCUUUUGAACAGUAUGCCUCAGAGAUGUUUGCAAGCCACUGACGCCAGCCGCAGUGCUGCUGUGGCAGCCACAGUGGAUGUGUGGAGAACAGCUUUGAGCCUCGGUCCGGUGCCAGGACGAGCAGAGAUCUUUGGGAUCAGAUCCCCAUGGCAGAUCUCCCUGCACUUCUCCCAGAUGCAUGUUGUCCGGAGUCCUUUGGACGAGAUCAGCAGCCACGCAUGUUUGGCGGCCCUGGAACUGGAUCCGGGAGAUUGGCAGUUGCCGUUGCAGCUGUUUCGCUGCUGGGGGCAGCUCGGGCAGCCGAGCAGUCGAGCGUUUGGAUCGUGCUUGAGUUGCUGCCACCAGUCCAUACUGCGGCUCCAAGGAGUGCCAAGGAACAACUGAUUUGGGCCUGCGAGAAGGUUUUGAGGUUUUGAAUCGGAGGUUACUGUGACUCUUAUGGCACAGAGCUCGAAACAGAUGCCAUUUGUGACAUGCCCCCGCACUUCACGGCCUUCACGGAGCAAAUAAAGUCUGAUUAAAUCAUAUUUGCUCCAGGACUGACAAGAGCUAUGCAUGUUGAUGUGCGCAUGGCCAUCAUGGGCAGUUCUGAAAGAGCUGUAAAAUGCAGAAUGGACGUCCAUCAGCUCACACCGUUCCUGCUGAAACGGUAUGCGACAAAUUGGUUUUCAUUUAGACAAUUUUCUGUGGCUUCAGAGAUAUGGGGAGCUGGCCUAGAGGAGAUCAAAUUGAAAUGGACUCAAUUUGGUUUACUCUUCGAUUAGUCUCAAGACAGCUCGAGAAACAUCUCCAGAAUGUUCUUGACCCAAUGCUCUUGCCAUGAAAAAGGCAAUCAAUGGCUUCAAUGUCUUGUUGCCAACGGGUUUCAACAUGUUAUCACAAC
Molecule: messenger RNA, 2089 nt
Organism: Cladocopium goreaui
Lineage: Eukaryota; Dinophyceae; Suessiales; Symbiodiniaceae
Source: the annotation of a GenBank genome assembly